Hypanus sabinus (Atlantic stingray) is the source of this 726-nucleotide messenger RNA. Its product is annotated as pancreas/duodenum homeobox protein 1-like. Gene Ontology annotation, biological process: regulation of transcription by RNA polymerase II. Gene Ontology annotation, molecular function: DNA-binding transcription factor activity, RNA polymerase II-specific; RNA polymerase II cis-regulatory region sequence-specific DNA binding. The coding region runs from base 1 to 726 and encodes 241 amino acids. The transcript is spliced from 3 exons. Gene Ontology annotation, cellular component: nucleus. The record is from RefSeq and is a predicted model, not a curated record. NCBI's taxonomy places the organism in Eukaryota, Metazoa, Chordata, Chondrichthyes, Myliobatiformes, Dasyatidae.
AUGAACCGAGAUGCAGCUCCUCAUGAAUGUGUUAAAGAACCGGAGCAGCUCUCAUACCGGAAAAUAUUAGAAACUAUCUCGGCUAUGGAUUGCGACGUGGACUACUUCGGAAGUGCCUGCCAGUACCAGGGACCAGAUUACGCGCAGAAUCCACCUGCCUGUAUCUACACCAGAAAUCCGCAGUCGCCUCUCCUCAGGUCGUGUUUCGGCGAUUUAAAUGAGCAUAGUGUGACGGAUUUCACCCACUGUGAAGGUCUUCCGACUCUGAACUUCGGUCAACUUCCUCAAGCGAAUUUUGUCCAUACUGAAUACGGGGAUAACCGUGAGCUUCAGGGACGCUACGCAUUCCCUUGGAUGAAAAAUACAAAACCUCAUGCGUGUGCUUGGAGAGAUCAGUGGGCAGGAAACAACGACCCGAUAGAUGCGGAUGAGACCAAGAGAACCCGAACGGCCUAUAGCAGAGGUCAGCUUCUGGAACUAGAGAAGGAAUUCCAUUUCAACAAGUACAUCUCCAGGCCACGACGCAUUGAACUCGCAGCGAUGUUGAAUCUCACCGAGAGACACAUCAAAAUCUGGUUCCAAAACAGAAGGAUGAAGUGGAAGAAGGAAGAAGCGAAAGGGCAAGUAAAGGCAUUCCCUGACAAAGCAGAAGCCACAUUGUGCGGAAACUAUGCAGGAGAGUCCGAAGGGAGUCACUCCGGAGAUUCUUCUAAAAAGACAUUAUGA